Messenger RNA from Metarhizium brunneum ARSEF 3297, 2475 nucleotides. RefSeq names its product Vegetative incompatibility protein HET-E-1. Lineage: Eukaryota; Fungi; Ascomycota; Sordariomycetes; Hypocreales; Clavicipitaceae. Gene Ontology annotation, molecular function: identical protein binding. The record is from RefSeq and is a predicted model, not a curated record.
AUGGAAGGCUCCAGCAAGAAGAGAGCUUUCAGCGCCUCUGGCAAUCCCGGAGGCGAGCAGGCGGCAAGGAAGCGACACCGUCUACCUCAGACCUGCGAGUGGGUUCGUCAGGAGCCAGUAUACCAGGCGUGGAAGGCGUGGAAUGAGAGCAGCUCACCCGUCUUAUGGAUUCAAGGCCCAGUGGGCAUAGGCAAGACGUUUCUGGCCGACUUCAUUGCCGGCGACAUCGUAGGGAUCAGCGAUGAAUCACCGGUACUCACGACACACUGUACCGCACAAUCUACUCCAGCGGUGCUAGUACAUGACCUCGCAGCUCAACUUAUAUCAUGUCCAGAAACGCGCGACCUUGUCAAGAUACGGGUUUCCAAACUCAUCGAUAAUACAAACCCAGGCACAGCGAGUGUGCCGUACGAUGCCAGCUACAAAAUCUGGGACGAGUUCAGGUUUAUCGUCAAAGAGUCACCGCGCCUGACGCUUAUCAUAGACGGGCUGGACGAGUUGUCAGAUGAGUCCUUAUCACACUUGAAGUUUGACCUUCCGUCCAAGUUGGUUGAGCUGACUACGAUACUGGCCGGACACGUCAGACUGCUUGUGCUCAGUCGGCCACAAGCCAGCAUCCUACGCGCACUCAGGGAUUCGCCCACUAUUCAAGUAACAGCCGCCAAAGUUGCCGACGACAUGAGACGGUUCUGCUCGUCAGAAGCUGCCAAAUACCCACAGCUAGACCCGGAAGCCGACAAUGUCAGCACAGCUGUAGCCCGGAAAUCGGAAGGCAUCUUUGUCUGGGCGUCACUUGCCAUCAAAAUUGUCGCGAAUGACACCGAAAUCAACAAAGGCAAUAUUGACUCACACUUGGAGCGCCUUCCUACUUCUCUAAGCCAACUUUAUCGGGACUCGUUUGAGCAGCAGUCCAAGGACCUCCCCCAGACACGUAUUAUGCUUCGAGACAGUAUUCUGCGAUGGCUGGCCUUUUCAACAAGGCCAAUGACACUUGCGGAAGUGGCAAAUGCCAUAUCUGCAGAAACCAACAUAUUCAUCGCUGACUUGGAAGCUACCGCGGUGCAAGUAUGCGGAUCUCUGGUCAAGUUUGAGGACGGCCAUGUGAGACUUGUCCAUCACUCCCUCCGGGACUUUCUGCACAGCCAGGCGUCGGCGCCUGCUGAGAAUGAAGCUACGUGGAUCGGCGAACAGCAUCAGAAGAUGGCGACGUGUCUGUUGGCGUAUCUCAUGCACGCGUCAUUCCGGCACAUUGAUGAUCUGCCGAGCUCGAAAGACUUUCGUAACCUCUAUCCAUUGGCAGACUACGCAUGCCUCUAUUGGGUCUACCAUUUGAGCUUGAGCAAGGACGACCAACACCUGAAGGACCAGGUUGAGCUCUUCUUUCAAUCUUCAAAUGCAAGGGAGUGGAUUAUCAAGCUACUUCCCGAAUUACUCGCGCACUCUGUCCUGCCUAUUCCACCUCGGCCACCAAUUAAUGCUCGUUUCUUCUACAUUUCCAUGCUCAAGGCACAAGUGGUGAAUUACUUUGAGCAGGACCGACGGAGUCAAGUUCGCCAGAAUCUUGAUAGAUGGCUGGAGUCGAUUUAUGAGGGACGCUCUGCGGAGAUUAGCAUGAAUGAGAAAUUGACUCCCACCGAGUGUCUACGCCGCCGGGUUGAACUAGCCGAAUUGUACAGCUGGCUACCGGAGCGCGGCGAUAGGGUCGCGGCCCAGCUGAGGGAAGCAAUCGACAUUUCGUCUCAAUCCAUGGAUGGGGACAAGUGCCAGGACUUGCUCACCGCGGCUCGACAGGCACUAGCAGACGAGCUCAAACGCAAUGGACGCUACGCAGAUGCGCAAGAGUUGCUCAAAGGACUAAUAGAGGAUAUUACACGCACGUCCUCGGACGAGAAUCCAGCACUUUCAUUCGCAUACGACAGCCUGGGUUGGGUCCUGUCGCGUCAAGGCAACCUCGAGGAGGCAAACACGUUUCUCCGGAAAGCCCUCGAUGCUUCCGUCAAGCAAUUUGGGUCUAGCUCUCCGCAUACGCUUCGGUCCCGUCUCACGCUGGCAGAAGUUCUGGUGAAGCUUGGCCGUAAUGAUGAAGCACAGGAAUUUUACAGCUUUCUGGAGAACCAGCUGCGCAAAUCGGAUCGGGACGGUGGACAGAUCACAAGUGACCUACCCAAGGACGCGGUUGCGGACCUCAACAUUCUCGCGGGUAUUUACAUGCAACAAGGCAAAUACAGUGAAGCCAAAAAUACAUUCCGCAUGGUGGUGGACGAACGAAAAAAGAUGUUUGGCGCCAACAGCCGCUUGACGUUGUGGGCGGAGAUGCAAUAUGGUCUUGCGGCAAACGGGGAAGGGAAUGCUGAGCAAGCAGAGGCCAUUUUGUCAGGGUUGCUUCCGCGGCAAAUCGACGUCUUGGGCCUUGAACACCAGGAUGUAAAGGAUGUUACGAAAGUGCUGCAAGAUAUAAAGGAAAAGCAGACUUGA